This is a messenger RNA of Saxophila tyrrhenica, 615 nucleotides long. It is a transcript of the gene RPS7A, whose product is annotated as ribosomal protein S7A. The transcript has 3 exons. The coding region runs from base 1 to 615 and encodes 204 amino acids. Lineage: Eukaryota; Fungi; Ascomycota; Dothideomycetes; Mycosphaerellales; Extremaceae. The record is from RefSeq and is a predicted model, not a curated record. Gene Ontology annotation, cellular component: 90S preribosome; ribosome; cytosolic small ribosomal subunit. Gene Ontology annotation, biological process: ribosomal small subunit biogenesis; rRNA processing; translation. Gene Ontology annotation, molecular function: structural constituent of ribosome.
AUGGCCUCUCCUCAAGCCCUCAACAAGAUCGCGCCCAACAGCCCUUCGCGGGCCAAGCCGUCCGAGAUCGAGCAGAAUGUCGCGACCGCCCUCUACGAGCUUGAGACCAACAUCCCCGAUAUGAAGAGCGCUCUGCGUCCUCUUCAGUUCGUGUCCGCACGCGAGAUCGAGGUCGGCAGCGGCAGGAAGGCCAUUGUCAUCUUCGUGCCGGUUCCACUGCUUGUCGGAUGGCACCGCUCGCAGCAGCGCCUCACCCGCGAGCUUGAGAAGAAGUUCUCCGACCGCCACGUCCUCUUCAUCGCCUCCCGCCGCAUCCUGCCCCGCCCCAAGCGCAGCAACCGCAGCCGCACGUCCCAGACCCAAAAGCGCCCGCGCUCCCGCACGCUCACCGCCGUCCACGACGCCAUCCUCGCCGACCUUGUCUACCCCGUCGAGAUCGUCGGCAAGCGCGUGCGCACCCGCGAUGACGGCAGCCGCCUCCUCAAGGUCGUGCUCGACGAGAAGGAGCGCGGUGGUGUGGACUACAGGCUCGACACGUACCAGGAGGUGUACAAGCGGUUGACGGGCAAGGGUGUCGUCUUCGAGUUCCCGCAGAGCACGCAGACCGACUAUUAG